AUGGACUGUUCUAGUUACAUGGACUGUUCCAGUUACAUGGACUGUUCCAGUUACAUGGACUGUUCCAGUUACAUGGACUGUUCUAGUUACAUGGACUGUUCUAGUUACAUGGACUGUUCUAGUUACAUGGACUGUUCCAGUUACAUGGACUGUUCCAGUUACAUGGACUGUUCCAGUUACAUGGACUGUUCUAGUUACAUGGACUGUUCUAGUUACAUGGACUGUUCUAGUUACAUGGACUGUUCUAGCUACAUGGACUGUUCUAGUUACAUGGACUGUUCUAGUUACAUGGACUGUUCUAGUUACAUGGACUGUUCCAGUUACAUGAACUGUUCCAGUUACAUGGACUGUUCUAGUUACAUGGACUGUUCCAGUUACAUGGACUGUUCCAGUUACAUGGACUGUUCCAGUUACAUGGACUGUUCCAGUUACAUGGACUGUUCUAGUUACAUGGACUGUUCCAGUUACAUGGACUGUUCUAGCUACAUGGAUUACCUGAACGAGUGUGAAUUGAACAGCAGCCUAUGUGAACUGGAGUGUAUGAACCUGUAUGGGAGCUAUGCGUGUUCCUGUGAGGAUGGCUUCGGCUGGGACAAGCGCACCAUGAGCUGUAAACCUGUGUGUUUUGGAGCCACCCCCGGGGACUGCCUGAAUGGAGGGAUGUGUUUGGCCCCUGGGGAGUGCUCCUGUCUGGAGGGAUACUCACUACCCCAGUGUGAAGACAUUAACGAGUGUGGGAACUUCUCCCUGUGUGGCGUCAGUGUGACUCUCUGUGACGUGGAUGAAUGUGCAGGGACAGCGUCUGUGUGUGAACUGGGCUGUGACAACCUACCAGGCACCUACAGGUGUGACUGUGAGCAAGGUUACUCCUGGGUGGCUGUCCUUAAGGCCUGUAAAGGUUACUCUUGGGUGGCUGUCCUUAAGGCCUGUGAAGGUAAAUACCAGGACUGUCACAACCUGCCAGGCUCAUUCAGGUGUGACUGUGAGCAGGGUUAUUCCUGGGUGGUCGUCCUUAAGUCCUGUGAAGCCGUUUGUGGACAGGAAGAGCCAGGUGUGUGUCCGAAUGGUGGGGUCUGUGAGACACCAGGGGUAUGUAGCUGCGCCGAUGGAUACGAGGGAAAUGACUGCGCAGGUAAAUCUUUGAUGAUAAUUAAUAGAGAGAUCCGUAUUGACAGCACAGAUAUUGACGAGUGUGAGCGAGGCAUUGCUGGCUGCUCCUCCGAGACCUGUGAAAACACCCGCGGUUCCUACCUGUGCAGGUGUGAUGAUGGAUUCCUCUGGAACCCCAAACACGCCUCUUGCUUAGCUGACUGCGGGGGACCAGAUUCAGGAGGCUGCUCAAACGGAGGCACCUGUAAAUCCCCAGGGGAGUGUGUGUGUGCUCCGGGCUACGCAGAGCCAGACUGCACAGAUGUUGAUGAGUGUACGGGAAGUCAUGGCUGUCUCAAUGGCUGUGUGAAUUUGAAUGGGUCCUACUACUGCCAGGGGGACCAGCAGGGCUAUGGUAUUCCGCCAGGCCAAACCACUGAGAAACCUGUCUGCUUUGAAAAUUCUCCUGGAACCUGUCCAAAUGGAGGAGCGUGUGUACAGCCUGACCUGUGUAACUGUCCCUCUGGGUACUCUCCUCCACACUGUUCAGGUACUCUCCUCCACACUGUUCAGGUAAGUUUGUGGUCCUGUCCUGAUGGAGGAGUGUGUGUACAGCCUGACCUGCGUAACUGUCCCUCUGGGUACUCUCCUCCACGCUGUUCAGACGUGGAUGAGUGUGAAUCAGGAGGUGGCGUUUGCCCAGGUGACUGUGUCAAUGUACCUGGCGCGUAUUACUGCAGUUCUGUGGGUGGUUAUGGACGUAUCCCAGGAGAAGCUGUAGACCAACCUGUAUGCUUUGGAUUUUUACCUGGGGAGUGUUCUAGUGGAGGGGUGUGUGCCAGUCCAGGUAUCUGUACCUGUACAGAGGGUUACCAGACACCUCAGUGUACAGAUAAGAAUGAGUGUCUCCAGGAAGAAGGGGGUUGUGACACACAAUGUAUGAACAUACCAGGUUCCUACUUCUGCCACUGCUGGAAAGGCUAUGGUAAAAGACAAGGGGAUACCGACUGUAAACCGGUGUGCCGUGACUCCCUGCCUGGUACCUGCCCUAACGGAGGCACCUGUACCUCCCCGUCAGUGUGUCACUGCUCCCCAGGCUAUAGCCCACCCCACUGCACAGACAUUAACGAGUGUGUGGAGAAGAACGGAGGCUGUGAACUCCGGUGUAUUAAUGAGGCGGGCUCAUACUCCUGUGAGUGCCGGCCUGGGUUUGGUUGGGACAAAGACCAGAACACAUGCAGACAUGUGGACGAGUGCAGUCAGGUAGACAGUGGCUGUGAUUUAGGCUGUGUAAACCAGAUGUCUGGUUACUACUGCUGGAGUGAGCAGGAAGGAUAUGGGAAAUUACCCGGAAGUAACAUCAGCAUUCCUGUGUGUUUUGGGCAUCCUCUUGGGAAGUGUGGUAAUGGAGGGACAUGUUCUGAGCCGGGGGUGUGUUCAUGUCCCGACGGGUAUCAAGGAGGAGACUGCGUGGAUGUAGAUGAGUGUGAAUCGGUGCGUUGUGAUGGGUCGUGUGUGAACAAGCCCGGUAGUUAUUACUGUCAAGGAAUGCCGGGGUAUGGCAAGGGACCCAACGAUGAGAUCUCCAAACCCCUUUGUGGGGACAACAUGCCUGGUGCGUGUGAUAACGGAGGAAGCUGUAUUCACCCAGGGACCUGUGUGUGUCCUCCAGGUUUCCGACUGCCACUCUGUACAGACAUCAACGAGUGUGAGGGGCCGAACAAUGGUGGCUGUGGGGAGGACAUGUGCCAGAACACUCCGGGCAGCUACGUGUGUGUCUGUGCCGAGGGCUACGGAUGGGACGCAGCCAAACAACUCUGCUUACAAAUUGACGAGUGUACAGAGAUGCAGGUGGACUGUGCAGGUAGCAGAUGUGUGAACACAGUAGGGUCAUACUACUGCUCCAGUCCCAGGCUAGGGUACGGACGCAAUGCUGGGGAUAGCGAGGACAAACCUCUGUGUUCCAACCAACUGGGGUUCGGUUGUUUGGUUUUAACAUUCCUGUUGUGA
Messenger RNA from Liolophura sinensis, 3099 nucleotides. RefSeq names its product fibrillin-3-like. Gene Ontology annotation, molecular function: calcium ion binding. Bases 1 to 3099 code for a protein of 1032 amino acids. The transcript is spliced from 24 exons. Lineage: Eukaryota; Metazoa; Mollusca; Polyplacophora; Chitonida; Chitonidae. The record is from RefSeq and is a predicted model, not a curated record.